GUUAUAAGUACUUACUCACUCGGCAUUCCGGGCAAAACAUCGAUUUACCGGCCCAUAUAUAACCUAUAAUAUAGCGAAAUUACAUAACCUUUCACGCAUUUACAUUGCGGCAUUUGCGAGAAAACGAACAAUCGCGAAACUGCGAUCGCUAAUUAUUUUACUACAAUGUCACGAUUGUUGGCCAAUUUGAUUCCUCAAGCCAAGAAAUUGGCUACCACAGUUUCGGCAACGGUAAUCAAAGCAAAUAGAUUCCAGUUGAAAGAAAAUGUGCGAUUCUUUUCUGCAAGCUCCAAACUUUUGUCCAAUUUAGAAAUUUCUAAGCCAGCACCUGAUUUUGCGGGAACUGCUGUUAUAAAGGGUGAUUUCAAAGACAUCAAGUUGAGUGACUACAGGGGAAAAUAUGUUGUUCUCUUCUUCUACCCGCUGGAUUUCACUUUUGUGUGUCCAACGGAGCUCAUUGCAUUCAGUGAGAAAGUUAAGGACUUUGAAGCUCUGAAUACUCAAGUAAUUGGAGUUUCCAUCGAUUCCCACUUCAGUCACCUUGCAUGGCUCAACACGCCUAAGAAAGAAGGUGGGCUUGGUGGAGACUUGGGUUACCCUCUGCUCAGUGAUUUGAACAAGAAGAUAUCGACGGAUUACAAAGUCUUAAUAGCAGAUCAGGGUAUUGCCCUGCGUGGUCUUUUCAUCAUCGACAAAGAAGGGGUUCUGCGACAGAUUACAGUCAACGAUCUGCCUGUUGGACGAAGCGUUGAUGAGGUUUUGAGGCUCAUCAAGGCUUUCCAAUUUGUGGAAAAGCACGGAGAAGUCUGCCCAGCGAAUUGGCAGCCAGAAUCCAAAACCAUCAAGCCAAAUCCAAAAGACAGCAAAGAGUACUUCAAAUCUGUGAACUAAGCUUAGGAAAAGUCGGGAAACUUAUUUUUAUCAUCCCUUACGCGUAAGAUUUGUAUAAAACUGGAUUUAUCUUUCAUAGGUGUGCUUUUAUUCCAUUACAUAUAUGUAUACAUUGAUUUUUAGCAUUUUUAUAAAAUCUUGGAUAUAAAAUCAGAUAGGGAGGAUGUACUUUUUAAGCGUGAUUAUUGAUAGCAAUCUUGUUACCUGUUAUGUUUUCUAGAUCUGAAAAAUCCAAUUCCAAUUGUUAUUUUGAGCUAUAAUAAUUUUUGUACAAAAUGUUAGAAAUAUUUAUUUCCAAUAAAAACUUUUCAUUUUGAUAUCAAAUCUA
This is a messenger RNA of Nasonia vitripennis (jewel wasp), 1219 nucleotides long. It is a transcript of the gene Tpx-3, whose product is annotated as peroxiredoxin-2. The coding region runs from base 166 to 891 and encodes 241 amino acids. Gene Ontology annotation, biological process: cellular response to stress; cell redox homeostasis; response to oxidative stress. Lineage: Eukaryota; Metazoa; Arthropoda; Insecta; Hymenoptera; Pteromalidae. Gene Ontology annotation, cellular component: cytosol; mitochondrion. The transcript is spliced from 3 exons. The record is from RefSeq and is a predicted model, not a curated record. Gene Ontology annotation, molecular function: thioredoxin peroxidase activity.